Chara braunii is the source of this 979-nucleotide messenger RNA. NCBI's taxonomy places the organism in Eukaryota, Viridiplantae, Streptophyta, Charophyceae, Charales, Characeae. The record is from the annotation of a GenBank genome assembly.
GUGUGCCUGGUUGGGGUACGACUCAUGUGGACAAGGGACGAAGAGCAUCACACUUGGGUCGAGUACUUAGAGUUGUUGAUCAUCCAGGCUUGGAGAACGGACGUGGAGGGCAAUCUUCUCGGAUUCCUGUUCGGAUCGGUGCAGCCCGACCAUCGCCAACUGAUCGUGCAGGAGCUCACAAUUCCUCUCGCGCAGUUGGUUGAUGAUCUCCCCCUUGAGAUCGUCUCCCAGAGCGACGAGAGCCCGGUUCCGCACGUCCUCGCACGAACGUUGACGCCGUACCUUCUGUGGUCGGCGUGCUUGGAGGAGCCGAGAAGCGACCGCAACCCGCCAUUGCAGCGGGGAUAUCUAGACUCACGGGAGAUAAUCGACCCCGCUUUCUUCCAGGAUCGAACGGCCUCUGAAGAUGAGGAGUUAGCAAUCGAAGAAGAAGAAGAAGAAGAAGAAGAAGAAGAAGAAGAAGAAGAAGAAGAAGAAGAAGAAGCUGUUGAGGCGGACGACGAGGAAGAGACACCGGAGGAGGGGAGUUAUAGCGAACACAGCAAAGGAGAGCAGAGUGAGGAGGAAGAAGACGAAGAGCUAGAGCUGGAAGAAUCUGAGUGGGAGAUCUCGACGGAGGAGGCGGAGCAAACGGACGCUCAAGCAAAGCACCCCAAGGCGGCGCGCAAAAGAGAGGACAUCGCGGCCGGAAAGCGACACCUGGAAUUCGCCAGCGGAGCAAAUCUGCAGAUCGCCGACGAUCCGGCCCGAGAUCUAGAGUCGCCCAAGCCCGCAGAUGGAGAUCCAGCGGCCGAGACUUCGAGCACACCAGCAAGGCGGCGACGAAGCCAAUCACCCUCCCCCUCCACCUCCGACCGUCCAUCAGUUCGAGCCCAUACUGAUGCGGGCCAUCGGGCUUCGUCCCCGGUCGUUAUCCCGUCGUCCCCUUGACCAUCUCACCCUCCGCCAAAUCACCACCCGUGUCAUAUUCCCCCGUAAC